Molecule: messenger RNA, 4033 nt
Organism: Gigantopelta aegis
Lineage: Eukaryota; Metazoa; Mollusca; Gastropoda; Neomphalida; Peltospiridae
Product: sestrin-1-like
Exons: 10
Coding region: 262-1914 (550 amino acids)
Biological process (GO): regulation of response to reactive oxygen species; cellular response to L-leucine; positive regulation of macroautophagy
Cellular component (GO): nucleus
Molecular function (GO): L-leucine binding; oxidoreductase activity, acting on peroxide as acceptor
Source: RefSeq, a predicted model, not a curated record
UCUAUAAACAGAUACCUCCCAGUCACAAUAGCUAAAAUGUAGAUGUAAGCAAAUCGAGCGUUAUUUGUUAUUUCGCGAUUAAACACCCUGUUACGUGCAGACCAUCAAGCAAGCCGGGUUCGUUUCGCAAAUCAGCUGAUCGGCGAAAUUGACAAGGACGCGAGGUCCCGGUUCAACUGUUUACCUCUGCGCCGUGUAUCGUUGUAUGAACAGUUGACAGGGUGAGUAGCUUCGUGAGCGGUGAGACCACAAGUCUGUUGGAUGGCAGACGAAACCACGUCGCUUAGAGAUGAAGAGUCCAUGCGAUUCUUCCACGUAAUUUGCCAUCGAGACCCGAACACGAGGCGACAAGGCCUUGACGUGAUUCAGAAAACGUUUGACGCCUGGCUCGACGGAUACGGCAGCCCUCCCGACUCGAGCGGAAACCCGUCAGUCCUCAAUGGUUUGAACACGGGACCUCUGGUCGCCGAGUACCUACCGGAGUUACUCCGUCUGUCCAUCCAGUGUCCGUUUGACGAUGUUGUGGAAAAGUGUGUCACGCUGCUGGAAGACAUACGGGAGCGAGGUCGUGGAAUAAAGACUCCACAUCCUUUGGGACACGGUCCGAGUCACUUCAUCCCACAAAAUGAGAUUGUACCUGUCAACAGUUCCGACGAACAAGUCCAGAUGGUGUUUGUAGAUGCAUUCCUGCAGAACAACCGGUUGGAAAAUGUUACGCAGGUGAUGGGCUAUCACCCGGGCUACCUGGACUGCUUUCUCAAAACUCAGCACUAUCUGCUCUAUGAAGAUGGACCACUUACAUACGAAUUCCGACACUACAUUGCCAUGAUGGCUGCCGGUCGUCACCAGUGUUCGUAUCUGAUGAAGCUGCACAUGCAGGAGUUCCUGCUACAGGGUGGAGACCCCGCCUGGCUUCAGGGCUUGAACUUCAUUCCGAAAAAACUCCGCGACCUGUAUGAGGUCAACAAGAUCCUCGCCCACCGGCCGUGGCUCAUCACAAAGGAACACAUAGAGCGGCUGACUCGGGGCAACAACAACUGGUCUAUUGGAGAAGUGGUACACGCACUCAUUCUGCUGGCUCACUUCCACUCGCUUUCAAGUUUCGUGUUCGGCUGUGGUAUCAACCACGAGUUGGACCACGAAGGGGGCUACACGUACAGACCCCCGUCGGUGGGGGAGGCAAACGCUAAUGAGGCAGACUACUCCAGCGACAGUUCAAACGGAGAUUCAGCGGUUGAUUCAGAAGGAGGCCUCGAGACAUUGAUGUUAAAAAUGCGCGAGCUGACCGAGGCGGAAGAGGAAGAAACCACACAAGAAGAGUUGUUGAAACGAUUUGAGAAAGUGGAGAUUCAGAGUGCUGAAAUUGUGACAAGUUCAAAAGUGCCAUCACCAAAGUCAGACAUUUUAAAGUUUGUGGACGAUGCAAAGUUUGCUUAUGAAGAUUUCGCUAAACGUGGUUCUGUUACGGAUAUUCCCACAUUUCGAGCUCAGGAUUAUUCUUGGGAGGAUCACGGUUUUUCAUUAGCAAACAGACUGUACAGUGACAUAGGAAACAUUCUAGAUGAGAAAUUCAACGUGGCGUACAAUCUCACAUAUUACACGAUGGGUGACAACACGGCAGUGGACACGUCGUCGUUCCGGCGGGCGAUCUGGAACUACAUCCACUGUAUGUACGGCAUCCGCCAUGACGACUACAACUACGGUGAGGUGAACCAGCUGCUGGAGAGAAACCUGAAGGCGUACAUCAAAACGGUGACCUGUUACCCCGAGCGACUCACCAAGAAGGACUACGAUGGCGUCAUGAGGGAAUUCAAACAUUCGGAAAAGGUGCAUGUGAACUUGAUGUUGUUUGAAGCGCGACUGCAGGCUGAGUUGUUGUAUGGACUGCGAGCUGUGAUGCGCUACAUGACAUAACUGUGAUUACUGUACAGCGAGAACCUCAAACACUGUGAUUGACCGAGCCAUGAGGGCCGCACGUGACCAACGUGCAGGUCCGGUGGCCGGUGUGGAACCUGUCGGAGGUCUAACCUUGUUCUGUGAUAUCUUUUCAAUGUGAUGUCGUGCUGCCCUGUAGCAGGGUGCUAAACUCUCAGCCGGUUGUACGUGCUGUUCAGUGUCAGCUGGUACAACAUGCUACAUGAAGUGGAUGGGAAGAGUGCUACACAAUGAGUGCAAGGACAGUGUGGGCUAUUUUUUGUGUUUUUGUUUGUUUUUUUGUAAUCGUGGGGCUGUCUGAGAACAUGUAUGAGAUGCUAUGAAGAACAAAUGACAGACUGAUUGAUUGGAGUGAUGCAGUCCAGCAGACCGCGCUAGGACAGUGUUCUCCUGUGCAGUGGUUCUGUUGGGUGGACAGUGUGGGAUGAGUGAUGCUGUCUAGGAACAUGCUGUGUGUGCGAGCAUCCGUGAUGGAGUUGUCUUUCAUUCAGAGUUUGGUGCUCUCCGCAUAACAGGGAGAAGUUUAUGUUGAGAUGUUUUCAUCUUUUAAAAGACAUGGACAUUACAACUAUAUAUAUAUAUAUAUAUAUAUAUUAUAUAUAUAAUAGCAAAUCCAAAGAGCUGGACAUGUGCAAGUGUGUUGUUGCAGCCUAUCGCUUGACUUUCCUUGUACAGUGUUGCUUCACCGUGAAGUGGCAUAUGUAGAUUGUGCGGUAAUCUGUAGUUUUCUUAUUUACCUGUCAAUUAAUGAAAAUAUGAUCUCCAGUAGAAAACUAGUGAUCUGUAGUUUCAGAAUAGUUUAUUAACGAAUUGUUUUCACAUACAAUCCAUAGUCUUCGUGAACAGAUUUUUAAAGAAAUAUGGCUAUAGUAACAUCUGUGAAAAAGCCUGAAAGCAGGUUCUGAUGACCGCUGUGUACCGUUUACAUUGUCCAUUCCAUCCAUCAUUUUACCAUCAGUCAAGAAUUGCUAUUUCUUAAUGACAUGUAAAUCUAUUAUUUAUGUUUAGUGUUCACCUGUUUUAUGAACAUUACUUUUAAAGUAUUUAGUAGAAACUUGAGUCGAUGUGUAGUAGUUGUUUUUAGAUUUUAACACAAAUUGUUUAUCUUCCAAUAAUUUUGAUUAAUAUUGUAUUUUUUGUAUUUAUGAAAAACUAAACAAGAAUGCUAGUCCUGUGUAUUUCACUUUGCCAAUUCAAGCCCUCAUGUAAUUGAGAUCUGAACUUGUCGGGUUGCCGAAUCAGCCCCAACACGGUUCACAUCUCUGGCCUGUCGUAAUUCAGAGUAUGUGUUUCCGUCAACUUCCUGUUGUAAACAUCUAAGAAUACAGAUCUUAGGCUCAUAUUGUGGGUCUUCUUGAAAUGCAGAAUCUGUCUCAAGAAGAUUUGGAGGCACAAUCUUGAAAGUGUUCAUCUAUUCUAGUGUACCAGAAACUGAACAAGUUUUAAAUGUAGUGACAGUAGAACAAGUUUUAAAUGUAGUGACAGUAGGUGGUCAUAGAUAUGAUAGUAAGAGCUGAAACAUGCCUUGUAGACCUUGGCUGUUACAACUGAUGAUGGAUCAAAGAUCCUGUAGGAACCUAGGACAGGUUUACCAACAGCACAGGAGAACUGAAAUGUCAGCCAGCAGUAUUGGUGCUUGGUUAUUAACAUACGCACUGCAGUUAGGAAAACCAGCAGUGUGUGUGAGAGAAAUGUGAGCUGCAGUAAGGUACAAGGCACACUGAAUAUUGUAUUUCUUGUACACAUGGUUUCAGUGGGCUUUGAUGUAAUAUGCACGUUGUAUAUAUGAUACUCUAUUUAUUGUAUAUUUAUUACCAGUGAUGACAGUUGAAACUGAUACUAGUAUGUAAAUGAGGAGAAUUGGUGAAGCAAAGAUCUAGUUUACAGUUAGCAGUCAAGUACCUCUUUAAAAUAGUAAUUAGAUGGGCUUUGUGCCAAAUUUAUAGAUUCCUCUUUAUUUCUCAAGUCUAGGAGCACAGUUUGUAUUAAAGGGACAUUCCCAAGUUUGCUGCAUUGUAAGAUGUUUUUGACUAAUAAAAUAUUUCUACGAUUAAACUUACAUAUUAAAUAUAUUUUCUUGUUUAGAAUAUCAGUGUCU